AUGGAGAGCGCACCCACCGUCCUAAACAAACCACCCCCACCUUUCCCAGCACCGCCCAGAAGCGUAGACUUCUCUGCCCUCGGAUUCAUCCUCGGCCUCGUCGCCGUCAUCACCAUCCCUGCUCUCGUCUACGCUUUCUUCUUCUCCAUCAAGUGCCCUCCCAACCCUUUCCGCCGCCGGCAUCACCGGAGCUCCACCACCGCAUCGGGACCCAUCCGACCCGAACCCCACACCCUCAACCGGAACGACGUCAUUUCUGACGUCAAGUACCAGAAACAGACCCAUGUGAAGGAAAUUGGAACAGAGUGCCCUGUUUGCUUGUCUGUGUUUGCUGAUGGUGAAGAGGUCAGGCAGCUGAGCGUCUGCAAGCACUCUUUCCACGCUCUCUGUAUAAACAUGUGGCUUAAAGACCACUCCAAUUGCCCCAUUUGUCGAGCUUAUAUUGCCGUCGAUCGUAGUGGUGGUAACAAUCGAACGGCGUCUGGUGCAGCUAGAGAUAGAGAUGAUCAGCAACAAGGUUUGCCUGAUGCUUCGUCUAUGGUUUGA
This is a messenger RNA of Prunus armeniaca (apricot), 546 nucleotides long. The record is from the annotation of a GenBank genome assembly. NCBI's taxonomy places the organism in Eukaryota, Viridiplantae, Streptophyta, Magnoliopsida, Rosales, Rosaceae.